Molecule: messenger RNA, 4051 nt
Organism: Archocentrus centrarchus (flier cichlid)
Lineage: Eukaryota; Metazoa; Chordata; Actinopteri; Cichliformes; Cichlidae
Gene: ddx3xa
Product: DEAD-box helicase 3 X-linked a
Exons: 22
Coding region: 283-2631 (782 amino acids)
Molecular function (GO): nucleic acid binding; RNA helicase activity; ATP binding
Source: RefSeq, a predicted model, not a curated record
CUCAUUCCAGCACGGUCGAGCCUGCCGGGAGGGGGUUUCAUCUGAACAGCUCCGUAGCAAUCAUUUCAUUUGGAAACUUGAUCAGAAUUUAUAUUUAUAGCAAGCAACGUCUUUUUAUUUAUUUAACGUAAACGUAAUCCUCUAGGUAGCUUUAUAGAUAACCGUCGAUUCAAGGUAGUAAUUUUUACAAAAAGUAAAGCUUUAACGUUACGGGAUAGCCGGCUGUGCUAACAAAGAAAAUCCUUUCUCUUCAGAAAUAAUCCCCCACUACUCUCUUUAGUUAUGAGUCAUGUGGUCGUUGAUAAUCCACACGGUCUAGAUCAGCAGCUUGCUGCCCUAGACUUGAACUCGGCUGACGGACAAGGUGGAGGAACUGGCAGACGUUACAUUCCACCUCACUUGAGGAACAAAGAUGCUCCCAAAAAUGCAGGAAAUGCUUAUUCCGCUGGUAGACAGUGCGGUUAUUCAGUGGCACCAGUAAAUUUCUUUUCUUCUAAGCAGUGCCCCCAACCAUGGCAGGCAGAGUGUCAGCAAAGACACAGAAAUAACUAUACUUCAGGAUGGGAUGACUGUCAGAUUGGUUACCCAAGACUGGCCUCUCAAGAGCUUGCCUUUUACCAUGCCUACAGUGGGGAUUGGCGAAACCGAUGUGAUUCACCUGGAUGGGAUGCCGGACGCACCAAUGGCUUUGUGAAUGGUUACCAUGACAACCGCACAAACGGGGGCUUUGGAGGGCGUGGACCCCCUCGCACUGAUAGAGGUGGGCGCGGUGCCUACCGUGGUAACAGGGGUGGAGGGUUUGGCACUUAUGAAAACAAAGAGGGCAGCUGGGGAGGACCUCCCAGGGAUGCGGCCUACAACAGCUUUGGCGGACGUUCUGAUAGGUCCAAGUCUGCCUUCUUCAAUGACCGUGGGGCAGGCUCAAGAGGAAGAUAUGAGCGUGGGGGUUUUGCUGGUGGAGGAAAUAGCCGCUGGGUGGAGGAGUCCAGAGAUGACGACUGGUCCAAGCCCACAGCUCCCAAUGAGCGUCUGGAACAUGAGCUUUUCUCUGGAAGUAACACUGGCAUAAACUUUGAAAAAUAUGAUGAUAUUCCUGUGGAGGCUACUGGAAGCAGCUGCCCAACCCACAUUGAAAACUUCCAUGACGUGGAUAUGGGUGAGAUUAUCAUGGGGAACAUCACCCUUAGUCGCUACACUCGCCCCACCCCUGUCCAGAAGUAUGCUAUCCCAAUCAUCAAGUCCAAGAGAGACCUGAUGGCCUGUGCCCAGACUGGCUCUGGUAAGACUGCUGCCUUCUUGCUCCCUGUGUUGAGUCAGAUCUACACCGAGGGACCAGGAGAUGCUCUGCAGGCUGCCAAAAAUAGUGGACAGGAGAAUGGACGGUAUGGCCGCCGUAAGCAGUACCCAAUCUCCCUUGUCCUGGCCCCCACCAGAGAGCUGGCAUUGCAGAUCUAUGAUGAGGCGAGGAAGUUUGCCUACCGCUCACGGGUGCGUCCCUGCGUCGUGUACGGCGGUGCUGACAUCGGCCAGCAGAUCAGGGACUUGGAGAGAGGCUGUCACCUGCUGGUAGCCACACCUGGGCGUCUGGUUGAUAUGAUGGAGAGGGGCAAGAUCGGGCUGGACUAUUGCCACUACUUGGUUGUGGAUGAGGCUGACCGCAUGUUGGACAUGGGUUUUGAGCCACAGAUCAGACGCAUUGUGGAGCAAGACACAAUGCCGCCUAAAGGCAUCCGCCGGACAAUGAUGUUCAGUGCUACCUUUCCCAAAGAAAUCCAGAUCUUGGCUCGUGACUUCCUGGAGGACUACAUUUUCCUCGCAGUGGGGCGUGUUGGUUCCACUUCUGAAAACAUUACCCAGAAGGUGGUCUGGGUAGAGGAGACUGACAAGAGGUCCUUCCUCCUUGACUUGCUCAAUGCCACUGUUAUUCCCAGUGAGGUUCAGGAAAAUGUGACAGAGGCCCCAGAGAAAACGGGGAAAGACUCCCUGACUCUGGUGUUUGUGGAAACAAAGAAAGGAGCAGAUGCUCUGGAGGACUUCCUUUACCGCGAGGGUUACGCAUGCACCAGCAUCCACGGAGAUCGGUCUCAGAGAGACAGAGAGGAAGCUCUGCAUCAGUUCCGGUCUGGACGCUGUCCCAUCUUGGUGGCUACAGCUGUGGCUGCUAGAGGUCUGGACAUCUGCAACGUGAAGCAUGUUAUCAACUUUGAUUUGCCCAGUGACAUUGAAGAAUACGUUCACCGUAUUGGCCGUACGGGACGUGUGGGCAACCUCGGUCUGGCCACGUCGUUCUUUAACGACAAAAACAGCAACAUAACCAAAGAUUUGCUGGACAUUCUGGUUGAGGCCAAGCAGGAGGUUCCCUCCUGGCUUGAGAGCUUGGCCUACGAGCACCAGCACAAGAGCAACAAUCGUGGGCGCUCUAAGAGGUUCUCUGGAGGUUUCGGAGCUAGAGACUACCGUCAGACAUCUGGCUCUGGAGGUUUCAGUAACAACCGUUCAGGGCGCAACCCUGGAGGCCAUGGAGGGAACCGUGGCUUUGGUGGAGGUGGAUUUGGUGGCAACUUCUACAGCAACGACAGCUACGGAGGAAACUACAGCCACUCGGGUAGUGUGGAUUGGUGGGGAAACUAGUCACCAUAGGAAUAGGUUGCCAUGCCAACCCAGUGGAAACCACAUGUUGACUUACGCCAGACCAUAAAAAAAAAAACCUUCCCUGUGUAGCUUCACUGACACACAGUACAUUACCAACCCUGGUUCUCUGCCAUUCGCUUCUCUCUAAAAGGAAGUGCAGCACGAAGCAAAGGAAAGUCACCAGCACGUGCAGCACGCCGGAGACCGCAGAGAUUUCGCACACCUCAGAGUGAGCAUGGAUGCUGACAUGCAUUGUCCGACAGCAACCUCGGACUUUCAUUGUUAAAAAGUAUUUUUGUUCUUUUUGUGAAGGGGAAAUCCUCCCCGACCGAGUAGCCUGAGGAUCAUUUGUAUGUUAAUGUACUGUGCCUUUUGAAUUUAAACAGGAAAUCUAUGUUUUCAUUUCACCAGAUGAACCUGGCCAAGAGCUAAAAAUUGUUUUACUAUUACUUUGUUUGGUGAAAAAUAUUGGAAGGGUAAAAUAAGCUUGGACUUGAUCAAACCUUGGCAAACACUGGGGUGUUGUGGCUCUCAGGAGUCAUGACUCCAUUUGAACUUUAAAUUUACUGCAGGAACAUCAUGUAGCCUUUUCUAUACUCAAACAGCUAAUGGAGCCAUUACUAUAUCAAAUACAAGCUGGGCCACUCUGUAAGGCAACCGUAUUUUAAUCGUAAGGGACAAAGUUACACUUGUUUUGUUCUUUUUUGCUCACUCUAUCCUGGACAGGCUCCUUUUUUACAGAAAUGGUAGUCUUUGAAAUAGCCAUUCCUAUUGUAAUCUUAAGAAACACAGAAGUCAUUAAGCUCAGUGCCAACUAAUCGCUGAGGUUGAAACGGGAAUAAUCAAUGCUGGAACUUGUUACUCCAUGCUUUUCAAUUGACUUGACAGUGUUACGGCAGCUAGUAUGUUACCAAGUGCUAGCUACAUUAAGUGGGCGGUGUUUUUUGUUUCUUUUUACUUGAGACCUUUUUGAUGCAGGUGUAUGCAAAAUUGAAAAACUGGUUCAGUUUUUUGAUUUGUUUUGUUGUUUUUUGAAUUGUUUCUCUACAAAUGUGUAACAAAACAAAAAAUGCCUGCCAUCUUGAAAGUGAAGUUCAAAAUGGCUGCAUAAAGGACCACAGCAUCGGGAGGGCAUAGCGCAGUGUUAGUGUUUACCUGAAUCGACCUGCAAUCACGAGGCCCACACGGUAUUCUACGCUUGCAAGUGUUUUUGUUUUUUGGUCAAGGAGAAAGGACACGUGAACUGAGUCGCAGGCUUAAAUUAAUUACAGACGUUUUCUCUUUUCAAGCUGCGUUGGAGGCAUGGUUCAUCUUAAGGAGACAGGCAUUUGAAUGAUCACUGAGGUUUUUCAAUUAAACAGUGAGGAUGCGGGGUAGAGCAACACUCCGACCACUGGGGUUUGGGGGGGUGGGGGGGUUG